This is a messenger RNA of Elaeis guineensis (African oil palm), 1271 nucleotides long. The record is from RefSeq and is a predicted model, not a curated record. Lineage: Eukaryota; Viridiplantae; Streptophyta; Magnoliopsida; Arecales; Arecaceae.
ACUUUUUUUCUUUUUUUAUGGGAAUGGAAGCUGCAAAUCAGCAACCUGAGAAAUAUGAAAAAAAUUAUUCCCAUAGAAAAGGUGUUAUUUCAUCCCUCUCCAACUAAAAAUAAGAUAUCUUUUGACCACACUUUUCUGUCCUAUUCCCGCAAAUCAAACAAACGACUGGAAGCUUAAUCUUUAGGUUGCAGGUGGGAGGAAGAAGCCAACCUGUGCAAUAGCACUGUAUCGAUCAGUCUUGUCAUAGCAUACAUCCAGUUCACAGCAUGAAUAUCGCAUCCAGUCUUCUCAAAAAGAUUUGAAAGGAGACACAGGCUGCUCCAUUAAUCUACUUAAGAAGAAAUGUAAAGAAGCUUCUUGAAAUUUAUGGAGUCUUCCUCGCUCAUUAGGGAGGCAGAAGAAUGUAGCAGCUGUGAGUCCGGUUGGACCAUGUACCUUUCAUCCCCCAUGCAUGAUGGUGGAGAUAGUGACACAGAAGUCAAAUCUACUGAUGAGGAAGAGGAUCAUGAUAAUGAUCACAACAGCAACAAAAGCAAUGGUAGCAAUGAAGAUGAUGAAGAUAAUGAUUCCAUGGCUUCAGAUGCUUCUACUGGACCAAUUCAGCAUAGGCAUGGUGAUACAAAAUGUGAUCGAAGUAGUGUAAUGGGUCUUCCCAACAAUGAUGAUGAUGACAAUGAGCUUGAAAAUGAUGAGCGUAACCAGCAGUCAUCAUACUCAUACAACAAGGUUUGCGGGGUGAACAAAAUGAGAAAUGGAGGAAGGAUUGCCGUUUCUCACAGGGAAGAUGAUGCUGCUCUUUUCCACACCAGUUCCAAGGUGAGGAAGACAUUUGAAAAAUGAUAAUAUGAAUGUUUUCUUUUUGUUGCUAUGAAAAGAAGAUCUUUCCUAUAUGUUUUCAGAUGAGAAACCUGACCAUUAAUACAGAUGACAACUAGUUCCAAGAGAAGCUAGCAGCAAAUGAAUAUAAGGGCAUUGUCUUGUUUUGGGAUCGAUCAAGUUACAUAGAAUAUAUAUCUAAAGCUUGUAAUCCAAGUCUGAAGCUUGUUCAUUUCACUGGUAACAAUAGUGUUUAAUUUUCAUUUUUCUUCUUGAGAACAUGGAGAGGCAUGAGACUCCUCCCCAGAUUUGGUUGUCUUGUUUUCAUUCUUUAUUUCUUUAAGUUCUGCUCAUCUUCAUCGAUGCUUCAAAUGAGCACAUGCUUAAUCACAUACCUUAAAUCUCCUUUUUGAAAAAAAGAAGAUGACAAUAAAUUACAUUAAAAGCCUAGCAAA